Messenger RNA from Syngnathoides biaculeatus (alligator pipefish), 2417 nucleotides. RefSeq names its product FOS like 2, AP-1 transcription factor subunit (gene fosl2). The transcript has 4 exons. Gene Ontology annotation, cellular component: nucleus. The record is from RefSeq and is a predicted model, not a curated record. Gene Ontology annotation, biological process: regulation of transcription by RNA polymerase II. NCBI's taxonomy places the organism in Eukaryota, Metazoa, Chordata, Actinopteri, Syngnathiformes, Syngnathidae. Gene Ontology annotation, molecular function: RNA polymerase II cis-regulatory region sequence-specific DNA binding; DNA-binding transcription factor activity, RNA polymerase II-specific. The coding region runs from base 500 to 1540 and encodes 346 amino acids.
UUGCACUUCUCGAUAGUGCCAUUGAAGUGAGUCAUCUCUAGGAAGUGUGGUUAAAAAAGAAAGAAGAAAUAGAAAAGGGGAAAAAAACGAUCAUCGACGUGUUCCGUGAACGCCACAGGUCGCGCGUAAUCGGCAAGACGGUGGAAAAUACACACAGGGAUCGACAGGCAGACCCCCCACCACCACGACCCCCCCAAAAAACGACUUUGAAGUGAGUGUCAACCUGCGUGUAUCUCAACUUGAAGUUCAAGUUGGCGCACCUUGCACCUCUUGAAUAACAAACGGACAACCGCCUCCAAGACUUCGCGUCGUCCUCAUGUCCUAGGUGACUUCAAAACGGCAACUUUUAUCAACUCUCUUCUGGAAACACACAGUCCAAUUGGAGGAUUUUAUUUUUUAUUUCCACCCUGCUGGUGCCUUCGACACAAGCGAGGAUUUUUCUUUCCCUCCUCUCAGCACGCAACAAGUCUGCCGGGCUCUCCUUCUUCUUUCCUGGAUCAUGUACCAGGACUACUCCGGGAAUUACGACACGUCGUCCCGCGGCAGCAGCACUUCCCCGCCACAGCCCGAGUCCUUGACGAGCGGCAGCAGUACCAUAGGAAGCCCCAUCUCUACCUCCACCUACCAGAAAUACAGGGUCGAUAUGCCCGGCUCCAACAGUGCCUUCAUCCCCACCAUUAACGCAAUCACAACCAGCCAAGACCUUCAGUGGAUGGUGCAGCCCACCGUCAUCACCUCCAUGUCCAACCCGUACUCCCGCUCCCACCCAUACAGUCAUCACCUGAGCAACGGCCAGGGGCUGCUGGGCCACAACCCCCUGGCUCGUCCCGGGGUCAUCCGCUCCAUCGGUGACGCCAGAGGCCGACGCAAGAGGGACGAGCAGCUCACCCCAGAGGAAGAAGAAAAGAGGAGGGUGAGGCGGGAAAGGAAUAAGUUGGCCGCCGCCAAAUGCCGCAACCGUAGACGCGAGUUGACGGAGAUGCUGCAAGGGGAGACGGAGAAACUAGAGGAGGAGAAAGCCGACCUGCAGAAAGAGAUCGAAAGCCUCCAGAAGGAGAAGGACAAACUGGAGUUCAUGCUGGUGGCACACAACCCCGUGUGCAAGCUGCCCAACGAGGAUCGCCAUCAGCCUCCGGCGCACCAUCAGAACCAUCAGCAUCAGCAGUGCGCCCCCCUGCCCUUGACCAUGCGCCCCAACGUGGCCGCCCGGGCCCACGUCAACCACGUGGUGGUGAAGCAAGAGCCGGCCGACGCGGAGGAAGCGGUUCAGGGCAAAGCUCAGCAUUCCGUUAUCAAGCCCAUCUGCCUGGGUGGGAUGUACUGUACGGACGGCGACAGCCUCAACACGCCGGUGGUGGCGGCCUCCACCCCGGCAGCCACGCCCAACGCCGCCAACCUCAUGUUCACCUACCCGAGCAUGCUGGAGCCCGACAGCCCCUCGCCCUCCUCCGAGUCUUGCUCAAAGGCCCACCGUCGCAGCAGCAGCAGCGGCGACCAGUCGUCGGACUCCCUCAACUCGCCCACCCUCCUGGCCCUGUGAGCGCGUGCGCCAACCAAACGCUGCGAGGAUGGAAAGACCCCAUAGCACAUUUGGAGAUGGUGAUCGUGUAUCGUGUAACCCCCCCCCCCCCCCCCUUGGCAAGGAAACCCCACAAGGGCUACGCUGCGUGUUUCUUCUUGUCCCGCCUCAGUCUAUUGAGUCGGACUCGUACAAGGUGUGUGCGGCAAUCCUUAACGCGUCAUCGCUUUGCCAUCUCAAUUUAGUGUCAACUUGUUUACUCAAGACUUGAAAUCUGGCCAUUCUCACUUCAGAUUAUUAUACAAAAUCACUUCUUAAUAUAUCUAUAUCUAUAUAAAUAACUAUAUUUUUAGAAGAAUGAAUUAAAAGCCAUGACCACUUGCACUCUGCCAGACGAAUCAACAGAUCACAAAGAGGUCAUAGCACGAGAGACACUGAGCAAACGUUUCGUCAUCUUUAUUUUCAUUUAAAAUAUCUCCUUUUAUAAAUCCCCUCCCCACGGACCUUGAUUCAUCUCUUCAAUCAACUGUAUUGUAUGUACUGAAAAAACAAAAUAAGUGUUUUGGAGAUGUUUGCCCCCCAUCUGCCUGUAGAAAAGCAUCAUGGUCUUCGGUGUUCCAAAUUAAUGGCGCCUUCUUCACUUUCUCUUUUGCCAAUGUGGCUUGACCGCGUUCGUAAUGGUGUGCUUCACCUCAGUGGUUGUGUACCUGAUCUUUACAUGUUUAAGACAAAAGUUGCGUGCGCUUUACAUCGAUGUCAGGAAUAUUACCGCAUCCCGAAGAACGCAGGCUGUGUGGUCGUCUUACCAAAGGGACAAAAGAAAAAAAUAAAUGGGGUCAUUGUGCAACGUCAGGAAUUUUCCCGGCAUUUAAAGACGACGUAAAAGCGCUCACGUCUG